This is a messenger RNA of Entrophospora sp. SA101, 747 nucleotides long. Lineage: Eukaryota; Fungi; Glomeromycota; Glomeromycetes; Entrophosporales; Entrophosporaceae. The record is from the annotation of a GenBank genome assembly.
AUGCAAACUUUAUCAGAUUUUUUAUAUGAAUACGGUUUAGAAUUAAAACCACACCUUACAAAAAACCGGAUACUCAAAGUUCUUCAACCACUUCCUAAAGGAUUUACUUUAAUACCAUCGUUCCCACUUGCAUGUUUUCCAAAUAAUAAUGAAGUUUCAAAAAUAAGAUGUGAUCAAUGUUUAGGAAUUAAACCAUUAAAAACUUGUUCAAAAUGUCAUAAAAUUUUUUAUUGCAGUUCCGAGUGUCAAACACUUUCAUGGAAAUAUCAUCAUAAAAAACUUUGUAGUAUUUAUGCAAACGUUGAGCAAGGAACAAACGUUGAUGAUGAUAAUGACGAAAAGAUGGAAAAAGAAAUGUUGAGAAGAGUUUCAUUGAUAAUUUCAAAUUAUCUUGAAAAUCUAAAAAAAAAAGACUUUAGCAAAGUGAAAACAAUAGAUGAAAGAACACUGAUAAACAACAUACUUUGUGAGACAUUUUUGAGUUUGAUGACACAUCGUGAUGAACAACCUCAAACUAAACUUGAAAAUUAUCGAAAGACUGCAUCUAAAACAAAUAAACCAAUAACUAAUUUCCAAUUCAAAGUUUACGAUUUAUGUUCACAGAUCCCAAAAGCAAAUUCAAUUUCAUCUUCACCAAGAGCAGUGGGCGGUGCAUUAAAAAACAAUCCUUUUGCGCCUUUACCAAUACCAUGUCAUAGAGUUAUAGCUUCAAAUUUUUUUAUUGGUGGAUUUAAUGAGAAAGUUUAA